Molecule: messenger RNA, 1087 nt
Organism: Brassica napus (rape)
Lineage: Eukaryota; Viridiplantae; Streptophyta; Magnoliopsida; Brassicales; Brassicaceae
Exons: 2
Coding region: 206-673 (155 amino acids)
Source: RefSeq, a predicted model, not a curated record
CUCAUUUAAACAGAUUACAAACCUCGCGAGUAGGCUUUAUUUGCACAAGUAAAGCCCAUUUAUAAAAAGAGAGAAAAAGGCCCAAAAAGGCAAGUACUUGGUCUCUUCUUCCGACCAAACUCUGGUACUUGCUGCUGUGAUUCUCUGUUAAAAGAAUCUAAAACACACAAAAUAUCUGGAGAAAAUUUAGAAAGAGAGUAAGGUCAUGGGAAACAGAAAGCCAGUAGCUGAGCUGAUAGCAUCGCUGGAGCAAGCAACACUCAUGUCUCAUCAAAUUGGAACCGCCGUGGAACGAAACCAGCUCCUUCAAAUCUCCUCCUCUCUCCGCACAGCCCACCACCGCCUCUCCACCUUGCUCUUGUCCACCGUUCCAUCGCCGGCAUCUGAUAACUCUGUCUCCUCCGUCGAUCCGAUGCAAUUAGGGGAGGGCGAGGCUGAAGCGAUGGAAGAUGAGAGAGACUCGGCGGUGGAGAAGGUGGAGGAGAAGAUGAGAGAGUGUUUUAUAAGGAACAAGAGGGCCAAGAAGCGGCCACUGUCUCCGUCGUCUGCGGUGGUGGAGACUUCGGCGACAGAAGAGAGGAGUAGCCGUGAUUAUUAUUACGGGCAGUUCGAUUUGGACCCAAAUGCCUCCAAGUUGAGAGCUUUGGAUCUUAUCUACCAAUUCCAUGGAUGAUAGUAGAUUAAUCUCACUAGACGGUGAGUUUCUUCAAGAACAGCAUUGGGUCUGUGUUCUCAACAUUAUUUCUCUUCCCAUUGAAUGCAGAAAUUCACCUUGUUUUGUGAGAUUGGAUUCAGCUGUUUUUGUUGCUCAGAAGCAGACUGAAGAGAGUUCUAUCAACCAUAGAGAAGCAACUUUUGGUGUGUUUCAGUCUGAAUGUUACAACAAGACCAAAAGCGGGCAUAUAUAUAUAUAUAUGUAUAUGUAAAUGGUAGUGAUUCAUUGUCACUGUGAUGCAAAAGUUUAGACAGUUAAAAUAGAAUUAUACCUUUGGCUGAGGGAAGAAGUGUUCUCCCUAGGAACUCUUGAAAUGUAUUCCGGUUCUUGAAAAAGAGGAAGUUUCUCAUCGAAAAAGGACAUUAACAAUCA